CAGCUCGACUGCUGCACUGAAGAGAUGCAAAACACAAAGUUUUACUGGUGGAAAACUCCUGACAAGAAGCAACACCAAGAAGGCUGAAGCCUAAUUAACUGGGAAAUACUGGAAUAUCAACUUAACGGUGACAUGUUUGACCUCAUGCCAGGACUACUCAUUUGUUUGAUGGCAGUGCAGACCAAUCAGCUUGAUGGAAACAAAAACAGGACCAAAAUCCAACCUAACACAGUGAAUCCAAGGACCUUUAAGGCAGACUAUAAUGACACAGGCAGAAACUUGCAUGUGAAGCCAGAGGAUCCAGUGACAGCCUAUACCACAGGGGUGCUCAGCACCUGGGUCAUACCCUCAUCAUACAUCCUUUCUAUGCUGGUGGGCAUCCCCUCCAACGGCUACAUUCUGGCCUUUCUCAGAGUCCGACUCAGAGCACAGUCCUUUUCCACAGUCGUUCUUCACCUGAACCUGGCGCUGUCUGACCUGCUGCUCCUGCUUUCCCUUUCGCUGCGUGUUCACUACCACUUCAAUGGGAACAACUGGAUAUUUGGGGAAACCUCCUGCCGGCUGAUUACGGCUUUGUUUUACGGUAAUGUUUACUGCUCAGCUCAGACCAUCGCGUGCAUCAGCCUGAACAGCUACCUGGCUGUGGUCAAACCAUUCAUGUACAGGAGACUUGCUACGAAAACACUGGCGGUGUGGACGUGCUUGGUUAUAUGGUUCCUGUUCGGGGCUGCUGUUGUGCCUGAGCUCCUUGUCAGGCAGAGUUACAACAUCCCCCAGCUGGGGAUCACAACAUGUCAUGAUGUACUUCCCCUAGAUGAAAAAUCACACUCCCAUCUGGUGCCAUAUAGGUUGAUGCUUAUCUGUCUGGGCUUUAUAACGCCCUUCCUCUUUUGUAUCUAUGCCCAUGUGGCUGUAAUUUACCAUCUAGGUCAAAGUGCUUGUGACUGGAAGCCAUUUAUCAGAGUCAGCACUCUGGUUUUCAGCAUCUUCUUGGUGUGCUUCUUGCCGAGCGGCGUCCUGCAUAUGGCCCACUACAUCCGCCUGUUUUCCGGUGGGGACGACAGCCUGUAUGGAUACUUCAGAGUAGCUGUGUGUCUCUGCUGUUUUCACAGUUGUCUUGAUCCCUUCCUGUGUAUGCUUAUUUCCAAGACAGCGGCUUCAGAACUACAAUUUAUUUCUCUCCGCGAGAUAUCUCAGAGACAAGCAGUUAUGACGUGAUACUGGACAUGUAUACAAAAAAAACCCAAAACCAAACCCAAGCCUCCGUACUGGACUAUUGUUGGAACACAGCAGGAAGUCACAAGGGAAAAAAUGAAAAACUGAAGACCGGAUAUUGUGGAUUUAACAGGGUUAACAUUAGGCUUUAUCCACGUUACAUCCAGAACCAGAAACUGUUAAUGUGGCCAUAGUAUUAUUUGUUUCCAUGUAUACUAAAAACAUGUCUUAUGCGUCAUGUUUUGUUCAUCUUUUCAUUAAAAUUAUAUCCAAAAGUCAACAAUACUUUUUGUAAACGA
Molecule: messenger RNA, 1514 nt
Organism: Pelmatolapia mariae (spotted tilapia)
Lineage: Eukaryota; Metazoa; Chordata; Actinopteri; Cichliformes; Cichlidae
Gene: f2rl2
Product: coagulation factor II (thrombin) receptor-like 2
Exons: 2
Coding region: 133-1218 (361 amino acids)
Biological process (GO): phospholipase C-activating G protein-coupled receptor signaling pathway; thrombin-activated receptor signaling pathway; positive regulation of Rho protein signal transduction
Cellular component (GO): plasma membrane
Molecular function (GO): thrombin-activated receptor activity
Source: RefSeq, a predicted model, not a curated record